This is a messenger RNA of Lutzomyia longipalpis, 693 nucleotides long. RefSeq lists its product as uncharacterized. The transcript is spliced from 3 exons. The coding region runs from base 143 to 511 and encodes 122 amino acids. Lineage: Eukaryota; Metazoa; Arthropoda; Insecta; Diptera; Psychodidae. The record is from RefSeq and is a predicted model, not a curated record.
CAAAUUGUCCUGCACUAUUAUAACCAAAAAAAUCCCUGAGAGUAUUUUUGUGGGACACUCUAAUAAAUCCAACAACGAGGCACGAUUCCAAACAAAGUUUCUUCCUGGUGAAUUUUCUGACCAUAAACAGGAAGCACAAAAGAUGGGACGGAAGAAUAGGCACGCCCUGAUUCAGAAUGCAAAGGCGGGCAAGGCAAAGGCAGGAGAGGGAUCAGCAAAAACAUCCCUCAAUAAGACUAAAAAGGCAAAAAAUGUCUUCAAAGUGGCCACAAAGAAGAAGGACAAGGCAAAGAAGGCAGCUAGCAAUAUCAAUAAGGGUAAAGCCGGGAAGAAGGAGGCAAUGCAGAAAAAGUCCGAGAAGCUAAAUGAAACGCUAAAAGACCUCCACAAGGAUAUGGUGGUGAAGAAGAAGCCCACACCAAAGGCGAGCCCCGCCAAGGGGCGCAAAGGCGCCAAAAAGCCAACAAAGACGAAGGAUGUGGAGGCUGGAAUCUCCAAAAUGGACGUCUAGGUGCGUCUUCGAAGGGAUUUCCCGGAAAAUUGGUGUGUGUGUGUCUCUGUGCCCGAUCUCCUUUACUGCUGAAUGAUUUUCAUCAGGAGACGGGCAGUCUGCGUGCAAACUAACCAAAUGUUUUAAUCACUGUGAGUUGGACUAAAAAUAAAGUGAAAAAUAAAUACAAUUGAAAAGAAAAA